GGCCGCCAUGCAGGAGCCCGACCCGGAGCGCUCCGCCGAGGAGAGCCCGGGAGGAGUCGCGGCGGGCGGAGGCCCGCCCGGCGAGGAGGCCUCGUGGCUGCGGCGGCUGUCGGAGGAGGCGCGGAGCGGCUGGCGGCUGAGCGCGACCCCCUCCGAGCCGCCCGCGCUGACGGUGGCGGCGGUGGAGCGGUACCUGGCCGAGGCGCCGCCCGCCGCCCCGCGCUAUUGGUACGACGUGACGCUGGCGGACGGCGCGGGGCAGGAGCGCUGCUACCUGGCACCGCGCCUCAGCCGCCUGGUGCAGCGCGCGCACCUGCACGCCGGGGCGCGCGUGCGCCUGACGCGCUGCUCCUACCUGUACGACGAGCGGCGGCUGCGGCGCGGCCUGCUCUGCGUCGAGGCGCUGCAGCCCGCCUCGCCCCCGGCCUCGCCCCCGGCCUCGCCCCCGGCCCCCGCCGCGCCCCGGAGCCGCGGCCAAGUCCCGCCGCCCCUGCGCGGGGAGAGGAGGCACUACCUGCCGCUCUGGAACAACGAGGAUCCCUACGGGGACAUCUGGGUGGCGGAGCGGCCCCCGGCGCGGGUCGACGUCGACGUCUCUAAGCUGAUUUCCCUUGGUCAGCUGGAAACGACCUGGAGAAGCAGAAUUCAUUUCCGCCCGCUGCUGGUGAGAGUCCUGCACAAGUCUAGGCUAAGGUACUAUGGGAAGCCAGAGAAGAAAAUGGACAUGCCGUACCAGGCUUACUUUGAAGUUGCCGAUGGUUCAGGCAUGAUGUCCAUGGUUCUGUGGAAUUCCUUAUGUCCCGAAUGGUAUAACAGUAUAAAUGUUGGCACCGUGCUCCUCCUUGAACAGUAUGCUGUCAAAGACUGUUAUCCAUUUAAAACACAGCCAACCCCAAGAGAUCCACAGAUGAAGAGAUUUACUACAAUCGAAAUCAGCCUCAACGUACGAAACCCACCGACCAAGAUCAGCAUAAUUUCCGAGGAAAUGGUUAAGGCAGAGUGGGGAUUGCCUGAAGUUAAAUACCAGUUUGUUACAAGGACGGAGCUGAAUGACUUACCCAACAACCAUUCCUGUGAUGUUAUUGGCCUUGUGACCUUUGUAGGAAGGGUGCAACGAACAAGAAAGAAAGAUGGUGAAGACUUCUGGCUUUAUCGUUGGGCACAUGCCAUUGAUGGGACCUCGGACAAACCAUUCAUCCUGGAAAUAUUUGCAACUUCUCAGCCAGAUGUAUUUGAGCGUAUUCACCCAAUGACAUACCUGGUGUGUACGCAGAUGAGGGUGGUGCGGGAUCUCUCUGAGAAUCCUUCCCACACAGUUUACCUUACAACGUCCAACGAAAGUCAGAUAUUCAUCACAGGGUGGCACAAGGGCCAGCCAUACACCAAGGAUACUAAAGUGAAAAACUUCAUUCAGUGGACUAGAACGCAGAGUGAAGCUAAUCAAAUGAGGAAAACUGUCAUUGGGGGAUAUUACCCUUUUCCACGACCUCCAAACAACUUUCUGAAGUACUGCAAGAAUAAUAAAGUUGAAUCAGUUUUGAAAGCCAUAGGCGAGCUGGGAGAAGAGAUUGAAGGUCUGCAUUACAGGGAGCACAAACGCAUUGCUAUUCAAGGAAUAAUCAGUGCCAUAAGAUACAUCAGCUGUAGCAGUGCAGCUGAAGAUGCCUCAGAAGUGGAACUUGUACAGAAAGAUGCACAGACUCUUGAAAGCUCUCCUGUGUCAAAGCAAGAUGACGUUCGCAAGGGAAAAACAAGGAGCCUUCAAGGCGCAGAGCUCGGGUCUUUUCGGGAGCCAAGUUGCACUCCUAGGGAACAGCAUCAGCAUCAAACUCAACUAUCAAAAAAGAGUACAGCCAAGAGAAGGACUCUGCACAAAUCAUGUACAGACACAGAACAGGGAACCACAUCUGUUACUUCUGUAUCCUCUUAUCCCUAUUACACACGAUCAGCAAAAAAGAAAUUAAGCUUGAAUGAAUUUCAACAUGAAGACUGUGUACAGGAGCAGGCUCCAUCAGACAGCUCACAGUGCUGUGCAGACCAGGGAGAAAUAAACGAUACACCUGAGACUGAAGAGGUGGCGAGAACCUGCAUUUCGUGGCAGAGUGAGCUGUGGGCACAAGUGAAAGACAAGUUGAUGAAAUAUUUGCAUCACGGCACGAUUUUCCCAGAAAGCAUCCCGUGUAAAUUUGAUUACAUGUACAAAGACUUCCUUAUGCAGCAGUACAACCUUCAUGCAGCAGUGCACCAGCCAAAAGAAACCAGAAUAGAUAAAAGUAUCGGUGAAUUUAAGAGCACUGGUGGCCUUGGAUAUUAUGAAGUGACAGUUCUGGGUAUAAACCACGAUGUUGCAAUAGAUGUUGCCUUUCUCCCACUGUUCGGUCAUGAAGAUCCCCACUUAUUUCCCGUAGAGGAAGUGGAAAAUGACCCGUUGUUGUCUUGCAUGAGUUGCAUCUCCUGUCAGCAGAAGGCCACUGGCACUGGAACACUUUGUGACGUGUUGCCACUUUCAAAUGAAAUUGUGAAAGCAGCAAUGGACCUCGACGGCAAACAUGUUGUCUGUAUCUUGGACGUCUGUCACCUGGGUGAUGACAAGGUAGAAGUCUUUCUGAGCAAAAUCUACAAGACAGUGGAAGUUGAUGUGCCAGAUCCAGUUUAAUUUAAUAAUUUAUUUUUCAAAAUUAGAUACUGUUGAAAAGGAGGGGAAUAAAACUGCUGUAACUUGAAUAUGCCCUCUACACACUGCACUUUUCUAGAAUGAGCAGACAAAAAAUCACCAUUCGUACAAUAGAACAGUUGCAAUGGUCAUCCACAUAAAUGAGAAGGAUUGUUGCCUUAUCUGUGACACUCACCGAUCACAUUAUUGCACAGCGUCUUGGUCACUUGUGUGCAAGAAAGAUGAACUGGCAAUAUGGUGAGCUUUUGAAAGGAGACUGAGAAGCACGUCUGUGAUUUGUCUUUCCCUGCCUAAGUGCACAGAGAUGUAGGAAAUGUAUGUAUUUAGGUGAGAACUUAGAAGAGAGGUAGGCUUUCCAAUACUAAGGGCAGUGUUUGCAAUAGGAUUAACUGGCCACAGUAAAAAUUUAGGCUGGAAAUCUAAAUUGUCUUGAGGGUAAGAACUGUUACGUCCUGAAGUGAUCUUUUAGUGGGAGGUAAGGGAGACAGCCUGACUGCUUGCACCUUGCAGCCUUUAGUGCUGGGGGCUGAACUCAGUGAUCUAAGAAGAUAUUUUCAGUUCUUUUUACCUGAGCAAAGUCACCUGUAUUUCUGUAUGUCUGCUUUUGUACGUACAAUGUUGGGGGGUGAGUAUAGCACCCAAAGGAUUUUAAUGUAUUUUAUUUAUUGAUUUAAAAAAUGAAAUAUUAAACUUUCUUAGUGAAGCUUGCUUCUAGCUUCGCAAGAGAAAAACUUUUUAAGAAUUAUGAAACAUGUCAGGAUGCUGUUUGUCACACCAUUACCUUUUUUUCCCUGUUCACUACUGGUACUGUUGUUCUUCUUUUUGGUAAUAGCUGAAGGGGUGAACCCAGGAGCUGCAAGAAGCUGCUGCUUCCAGAUGCCCAAGUGCUCUAAAAUCCUGUCAACUCUUUGGCUCUAUACUAAGUAGCAGCUGCUGGCUCCUCCUCAGCUCAGAACUAAGUCCCUCCUUCUUCAUACUGGCCUCAAAUCACUUAUACAGCUGGAUUUUGAUGGGAUUAUUCUGAAGUAGGAGCUAAGACACAUUGCUGGCUGACGGCUUGUCCAUACGAAAUGCUGGUCUCACUUCAGUUGUUUGAGAAGAAACGAUUUAUAGAAGCAGAUUUGUUCUGAAGCUUCAGUAUUUGUUCUGCUCCAGAACAGAAGCAGAACUGAAGCUUCAGUAUAGAAGCAGAACAAAUCUGCAGGUAACAAAUCUGAAGCAGGUAACUGAGAGGCACCUCUUUCAACUACUGUGUCACUCAUUUGCUGUGAGGACAGUGGAUUUUGUCUUCAAGUCCUUCAAUCCCUACCCUAACUUCAGUUAAUGGUGAUUGAAGAAGAAACUUAGCUGCCUUUAUUACAGUAGAAUUUCAUAUGCAGCUUGAUAUAUGAAGGCAUUUACUUUUUAUUUCAAAACAAACAAAAAAAAGUAUUCUGGUCUCUAUGAUGGUUUACAAUUUAAAAAUGUAUUAAUGAGAGAAGUUUAGUUGAAAUUGCACAGAGAAUGAAAGUUAAUUAAAUAUGACUGUGUAUUGUAUGUUUAUAUUUUAUAUAUAUCACAUAGUAUUAGUUCUGGAGCAAUGCUUGCCAAGUCAAGUCUUUGUAACCAUACCAUAGAAGGCAAAAUGAGCACAUAACCAUCCCAGAAGAGCUGGGUGUUGCUUGCAUGUGUAAUUUGGGUGUUCAUGGCUACGUGAAGAUCAGAGACCAUUGCUCUAGAAUGAGGAAAAUUAGCACCAGCACUUGUGUACCUAACUGAGCCCUGCUGACUGUGUCAGUAUUUUUUUUAUUGAUACAUACUUCAGGUGGAAGUCUAAUUUUAAUAAAUCCAUAGUUUCUAGGAGCAGUUUUUGCAAAUGAUGAUCUUUGUGUAAAAGGACGGAUGUGGCAAACAGUGUCACAGUCACUCCAUCCAGUUGCUCAGGCACUUAGUCCAUCCCCUGCAACAGACACCAGUGGGUACUGUUUGCUGCAUCGCACUGCUUUUGCUACACUUUAAACAGAUAGCAUUAAUCAUCUGAUCCUCCACGUUAGGAGGUUUCCUAACUCUAAAAGAAAUAUCGUAGUGCUGUUGAAUAUAUGUAACCUGCACUUGAGACUUUCUAAGUGUGUAACUUUAUUUUACUGAAGUCACAGUAGAAAUUUUUCAUGGCAAAAAGGGAGGAGAUCCCUGAACUCCUUCCUGAAGAAUGAAGUGCCAACGUGAGAGUCCUACGCUUUCUUUGUAUAGGCAGAGAAUAUUCAAUGCCCAUCGUAGACUUUGAAUGUGGGUACUCUGGGUUAUGCUUUACCAACCCCAUCCCCAGGAAUCACACUGAUUCUGAAGUACUGCAGUGCGAAUAUAUGGUUCCACCAGUCUGUUGUCUCCUUUCUCCUGUCAGAACAGCACUGCAGUACUGGAGGUGGGGAGGGGGAAGGUCCUCUCUGCAAAGAAGCUGCUUGCUAUUUUGUUUUGCUUGGAGUUUAUUGACUGAAUUAUACAACCAAAGUGAUUUUGAUCCUGAGUUUAUCAUGUUAAUUUUGCCGUGUGAAACCAGGAUACAUUGUCUUUACUCCUGCAAAAUACGUCAUAGGAAUCCUCUUUCUUGCUGCUGUAUAUUGCCACUGCUGAGAGGAGCGUAUCACCAGCUUACGUUCUGUAACUGUGUAAUUCGUAUCCAGCCAAAGAACUGUACUCUAACACCUUACAUUUCCAUGUUUCUUGUGUUUCCAGCAUUAAAUAAAAAAAUGAACCAGAUGAAGGUAAACUGAGUGUAUAGCUGAUGGUACUUUUGAGUGUGUGAGCCUAAAUCAUAUUAUCUUAGAGGUCAGUUUUAUGUGUUGUAGCAAUAGUGUAACAUUGAGAACUGAAUAAUAUAAAUAAAAUAA
Molecule: messenger RNA, 5541 nt
Organism: Lagopus muta (rock ptarmigan)
Lineage: Eukaryota; Metazoa; Chordata; Aves; Galliformes; Phasianidae
Gene: RADX
Product: RPA1 related single stranded DNA binding protein, X-linked
Exons: 15
Coding region: 8-2656 (882 amino acids)
Biological process (GO): regulation of DNA repair
Cellular component (GO): replication fork
Molecular function (GO): single-stranded DNA binding
Source: RefSeq, a predicted model, not a curated record